Acaulospora colombiana is the source of this 161-nucleotide messenger RNA. NCBI's taxonomy places the organism in Eukaryota, Fungi, Glomeromycota, Glomeromycetes, Diversisporales, Acaulosporaceae. The record is from the annotation of a GenBank genome assembly.
GAACAAACUUCAGUGAAGUCUUCGACUCCAUCGUCAAAAACCUUGACAGAGUUGAUAACGAUCUGGCCAUUAUUUUCUUUACUGAUGGUCAAGAUAGUCCUGGCGAACAAGCAAAAAGGAAUUUAAAAGAUUCCUUGUCAAAGUUUCCAUACACAACUGAG